AUGUCGCUAACGACAUCGGCGGCCACUGCGCUGUGGACCGUUCUUGCCGAUGAUCCGGAUGAUAAUGGGCGAGAAGGGAGCGGCUGGGGGGAUCAGACGAAGCAGCAGCGUGAUCUGUACACCCAGAUUGUGAUUAGCUCUGCUUUAGGACUGGGCGCUUUCCUGUCAUUUUGUGUAUUGCGGCCCAAAUGGACAGAACUUUAUGCCGCACGGAGAAAACAACGCAAUGCUGCGUCCCAUUUACCCGAGCUACCGGAUAGCUUCUUUGGGUGGAUUCCAGUUUUGUACCGGAUCACCGAGGACGAAAUUUUGCAGUCCGCUGGACUGGACGCAUAUGUGUUCCUGUCCUUCUUCAAGUUCGCGAUCCGCUUCUUAUUAUCCGUCUUCUUCUUCGCCGUCGCUGUCCUUCUUCCAGUGCAUUACAAGUAUACCGGCAAUAAUGGCCUCCCCGGCUGGGAUCACGAGGACGGUCCGGGCGACAAACCAGCCAGCAAGGUAGGAGAACUGUCUAAGGACAAGGGCAAGAACGGAGACAACCCCGAGUACUUGUGGAUUUACGUCCUAUUUACCUACGUCUUCAGCGGUUUGGCCAUUUACUUGCUGCUUCAGCAGACUGACAAGAUUAUCCGCGUUCGACAAACCUAUCUUGGCAAUCAGACAAGCACCACAGACCGUACAGUCCGUCUUUCAGGGAUCCCGCGCGACCUGUCGACAGAAGAUAAAAUCAAGGACUUUGUGGAGGGUCUACGGGUAGGCAAAGUCGAGUCUGUCACGCUGUGCCGCAAAUGGGGUGAAUUGGACAAACUCAUCGAUGAGCGUAUGAAGAUUGUACGCCAGCUAGAGCGGGCAUGGACGAAGCACAUGGGAUUCAAACGUCCUCGCCGUGACAGGGGUGAUACCUUGCCCCUGACAAACCAACCCCCUUAUGCCAACAACGGUACCCUAGACGAGGAUGAUGAGCGCGCUCAGUUACUGUCAGGGGCCCAUCAGGACCACGUCUCUGGGUACGCCCAUGAGCGGCCCAAGGCCCGUAUCUGGUACGGCCCCCUAAAGCUACGGUACAAUACAAUUGAUGCGAUCGACUACUACGAGGAGAAGCUGCGGAGAAUCGACGAACAAAUCCAGUCUGCUCGGGAGAAGGAAUAUCCUUCGACUGAGAUUGCCUUUGUGACGAUGAGUUCUAUUGCGGCCUCUCAGAUGCUCGUGCAAGCGAUUCUCGACCCUCACCCAAUGCAGAUGUUCGCUCGACUUGCUCCUGCUCCUGCCGAUGUCAUCUGGAAGAACACCUAUCUCUCCCGCUCUCGCCGGAUGACCCAAUCGUGGCUCAUCACCGUGCUCAUCGGAUUUCUCACAGUGUUCUUCUCGGUCCUUCUCCUUCCCAUCGCCUCUCUUCUGCAACUGGAGACACUCCACAAAAUCGUACCCCAACUCGCGGAGUUCCUCAAAAUCCACCCUCUGUUGAAGUCCUUGGUCCAGACAGGUCUGCCCACGUUGGCCUUCUCGCUGUUGACAGUUGCCGUCCCAUAUUUGUAUGAAUGGCUCUCGAACAACCAGGGGAUGACGUCGCGUGGCGACGUUGAACUAUCAAUCAUCUCCAAGAAUUUCUUCUUUUCCUUCUUCAACCUGUUCCUAGUUUUCACCGUCAUUGGUACAGCAAGCGGUUUCUACGGGUUCUGGGAGCAUCUGCGGGAUGCUUUCAAAGAUGCCACAACCAUUGCAUUCGCCCUGGCAAAAUCCCUGGAAGGCCUUGCGCCGUUCUACAUCAAUCUGUUGGUUCUGCAGGGAUUGGGUCUUUUCCCCUUCCGACUCCUCGAGUUUGGAAGCGUUGCCCUGUACCCCUUGCAGUUCCUAAGAGCGCGGACCCCACGGGAGUAUGCGGAGCUAUCAACACCGCCGCAGUUCAGCUACGGGCUCUCGAUUCCUCAGACGAUCUUGGUCUUGAUCAUAUGUAUCGUGUAUUCGAUUUUCCCAAGCUCGUGGUUGAUCUGCCUGUUCGGUCUUGUCUACUUCUCCAUCGGCCAAUUCAUUUACAAGUACCAGCUGCUCUAUGCCAUGGACCACCAACAACAUUCGACCGGUCGUGCCUGGCCGAUGAUCUGCAAUCGGGUAUUCAUUGGGCUGGUCGUGUACCAACUUGCCAUGAUCGGAGUGCUUGCAUUGCGCACAGCGGCUACUCGGCAGCUGCUCCUGGUGCCUCUCCUGGUACCUCUCUUGAUCUUCACUGUCUGGUUCACGUACUGGUUUGCACGGACAUAUGAACCGCUCAUGAAAUUCAUUGCUCUCAAGAGCAUCAACCGGGAUCUCUCGGGUGGCGGCGAGCUCUCUCCCUCGCCGUCAAACACCUUCUCGCCGCCCUCCGGCAUGGAUCGCGAUGCCCUUCCCAUCCGGAUCGGCGGCCAUGAAUUGGAGCUGCGUCUGAAGAAAUAUGUCAACCCGAGUCUAAUUGUGCCACUGCAUGGUGCCUGGCUCCCGGGCCACCGGCCUUCUCGAAGCAAUGGCGGUCCUCUUUUUGAGAACCACGAGACGUCGAACAACAUCCAUCCUUGA
Molecule: messenger RNA, 2547 nt
Organism: Penicillium cinerascens
Lineage: Eukaryota; Fungi; Ascomycota; Eurotiomycetes; Eurotiales; Aspergillaceae
Product: putative DUF221 domain protein
Exons: 3
Coding region: 1-2547 (848 amino acids)
Cellular component (GO): plasma membrane
Molecular function (GO): calcium-activated cation channel activity
Source: RefSeq, a predicted model, not a curated record